UCUCUCACACUCUCUCUCUCGCUCCCAUCUGGUCAGAUUUGUGCCAUCCUAACAGGCUGCCUGACCCUGUGUGUGUGCUGGUGUGUGUGUGUGUGUGUAGUGUCACAGAACAGACUAGAGCUACUGCUGGUGUGUGUAAAGUGUGUUACAAGGAAUAUGAAGGGUCGAGAACGGCAUUAUUCAGCUUCAUCAUCUUCCUCUUCCUCCUGUGCUCUUCACAGUGGAGUUGGGCGAUCCGACAGCAAGAUCAGCGCUAAGACCCUAUAUGAGCAGAGGAAGAAAUACUCCAACUCCAACAUCAUCAUGCAGGACACGUCACAGUAUCACGUCGAGCACCUGUCCACCUUCAUGAUGGACAAGGCCGACUCCAUAGCAACCAUGGAUGACGCCAUCAAGAAGCUGAUUCUGCUCGACUCCAAAGAUAAGAUCUGGACUCAGGAGAUGCUGCUGCAGGUCACCGACCAGGCCAUCAAACUGCUGGACUGUGACACCAAGGAGGAGCUGGAGAACUUCCCCCUGUCCUCCGUGCACCACUCCCAGACGGUGUUGAACCAGACCCGCUAUCCCUCCGUGCUGAUGCUCGUGUGCCAGGACCCCGAGCAGCACAAGCCUGACAUACACUUCUUCCACUGCGACGAGGUGGAGGCUGAGCUUGUCCAUGCCGACAUUGACAGUGCACUGGGAGAUAACAAACAUGGCAAAAAGAUGAGACCACAGACGCUGAAGGUGAAUCAGGAAAGGAUGAAGCGGAGAGAGUCCAUCAUCCCUCCAAACACCCCAAAAGGACCCGCCCCUGGAAUCAAAGGUCGAGUGGCAGCCAUGGAUGUGAGAGAUAUAAAAAGACGUAACUCUGAACAGGACGCAGAAUCUCAUGAGAACCUGGCCCAACGCAUUGAGAAGGACGUGCAAAUCCUGAACUGUUCUCUGGAUGACAUUGAGAUCUUUGUGGCUCGUCUGAGGAAAGCGACUGAUGCCUUUGCUCAGCUCAACAUACGCAACAAGAGCAGGAAAACCAAGAAGAGAGGACCAGCUGAGGGUAUGCUGACCUUAAGGGCCAAGCUUCCAUCAGAGGUGGAGUUCAUCGACUGCCUGCAGAAACUAAAGCUGUCCUUUAACCUUCUGGCCAAACUGAAGAAGCACAUCCAGAAUCCCAGUGCCGCAGAGCUCAUCCACUUCCUGUUUGGCCCACUAGAGCUGAUCCUGCAGACGUGUGGCAGUGCUGAGCUGGCCCAGGCGGUGGUGUCCCCCCAUCUGUCUGGGGACGCAGUGGACUUCCUCCGGGGUCACCUGAUCCCCAAGGAGAUGGCCAUCUUUGAGCUAAUGGGAGAGGGCUGGACCAGGCCCAGGUGUGAUUGGCCGAAGGAGCAGUGUGCUCCCCUCUACAUCCCAAAGUUUCGGAAUGGCUGGGAGCCGCCCACGGAACUCUUCCGAACGUCGCCAUGGGAGACGGAGGGCCUCCUUCCCCCCAUGAGCCCCGGCAGGAAGUCAGAUGAGGUAUUUGGACAGCCAUCCUUCCACGCUGCAAAUGGGUCUGCGGCUCGUAAAUAUGUGAAGACCCGCUACCGUUUUCUGGCCCGCAACGCUAAUGAGCUUUCAGUCAUGGAGGAUGAGGUGCUAGAGGUGAUAGAGGAUGAUAAACAGUGGUGGAAGCUGAGGAACCGUAGAGGCAACACAGGCUACGUGUCCUACAGCAUCUUGGAUGUAGUGCAGCCAGGGGACAUACACACACACGCAGACUCUUCUUACAGCCAGCAGCCAUUUAAGGGAACAUCACCGUCUGGAUCCCUGGCACGAGGAGAGAAGGAUGGUCGUCACCAGCAAAUGGAUGAGGUGAACGAGGAGCUCCUGAAGCGCAUCACCAUCAGUAAAACCCAGCCCCCCCAGCGGAACUUCCACGUGGAGCGCACUCCGGGGGGGUCCUGCCCCCCCCUCACCUACGACUCCACCUCUGCCCAGGUCACUACAUGGCUCCGGGUCAAGAACUUCUCCAAGGGGACGGUGGAGUGUUUAGGUAUCCUGACGGGAGCUCAGCUCUUCAGUCUGAAUAAAGAAGAGCUGAAAGCUGUGUGUGGAGAGGAGGGCUCCCGCGUCUAUAGCCAGAUCACCGUACAGAAGUCCCUGCUGGAGAAGAGUGACAACACCUCUGAGCUCCAGGAGAUCAUGAAGAAGCAGCAGGAGAAGAUCAACUCCUCCGGCAAGCCUUAGCAUGUUAGCAUGUUAGCAUGCUCGCUAGGUCCACCGGCCGCUGGUGCGCCCAGCGUCCCCGUCAGCAGUCUCCUUUGCGUCGUUGCUCCCGCUGUCUGACAGAACCAUCACUGAUAUGAAGAUGCCCACCAUGUCGCUACGCUUUUGGAAUUGUAUAUAAAGCUACUACAUAUAUAGAGAGAUAGAUACACAUACAGUAGAUUCGUUAUUUCCCUGUUUUUGUUUUUUGUACUGCUGGCGUCUGCUUUUGUUCACUCUUUAAUGGAAAUUCCUCUUGUGUGUGUGUGUGUAUGCAUGUGCUUGUGUCUUUGUGAUGGAGAAUGAGUGUGUGAGUUCAUGUUUGUGCUGUAACAGUAUAAUAGCUCUUAAUGCUUACCGGUUAGGAUUCCUACACAUAUCUUAGAGAAGUACUAGUAAAGAGCAGUCUGUGUUUGUAAAAGUAUUUUCUUGUAAAAAUGUUUUUUUUUUUUUUUUUUAAUGUAUAUACAGUUCAGAUUCUGAUGUACAUCCCUGGGGCUGAUCUUCACCAUUGUCAUACCAAAAUAAAUCACUGAGAUGGAUGAGUG
Molecule: messenger RNA, 2771 nt
Organism: Clupea harengus (Atlantic herring)
Lineage: Eukaryota; Metazoa; Chordata; Actinopteri; Clupeiformes; Clupeidae
Gene: eps8l2
Product: EPS8 signaling adaptor L2
Biological process (GO): regulation of Rho protein signal transduction; Rho protein signal transduction; positive regulation of ruffle assembly
Cellular component (GO): ruffle membrane; plasma membrane; vesicle
Molecular function (GO): actin binding
Source: RefSeq, a predicted model, not a curated record